Salvia miltiorrhiza (redroot sage) is the source of this 532-nucleotide messenger RNA. RefSeq names its product histone H3.2-like. Gene Ontology annotation, molecular function: structural constituent of chromatin; protein heterodimerization activity; DNA binding. The coding region runs from base 53 to 463 and encodes 136 amino acids. The transcript has a single exon. NCBI's taxonomy places the organism in Eukaryota, Viridiplantae, Streptophyta, Magnoliopsida, Lamiales, Lamiaceae. The record is from RefSeq and is a predicted model, not a curated record. Gene Ontology annotation, cellular component: nucleosome.
UCAAAUCCUUCCAAAGCAGUCGCGCAACUUCCCUCUCUCAGAAACCCUAGAAAUGGCACGCACAAAGCAGACAGCCAGCAAGUUCACCUGUGGCAAGGCGCCCCGCAAGCAGCUGGCCACCAAGGCCGCCAGGAAAUCGGCUCCGGCCACCGGUGGAGUGAAGAAGCCUCACCAUUUUCGUCCCGGCAUCGUCGCUCUCCGUGAGAUUCGCAAGUACCAGAAGUCCACGGAGCUGCUGAUCCGCAAACUUCCGUUUCAGAGGCUUGUUCGGGAGAUUGCGCAGGACUUUAAGACCGAUCUAAGGUUCCGGAGCUCCGUUGUCGCGGCGCUGCAGGAGGCGGCGAAGGCGUACCUUGUUGGACUCUUUAAGGAUACGAAUCUGUGCGCUAUUCACGCUAAGAGGGUUACAAUUAUGCCCAAGGAUAUCCAGUUGGCUAGGAGGAUUAGGGGUGAGAGGGCAUAAUUCUAAUUUGAGGAUUUUGUUGCUGUGAUGGUGCUAGAGUGAUGAUUAGGCUAGUUAGUUUAGUUUGAU